Trichoplusia ni (cabbage looper) is the source of this 3598-nucleotide messenger RNA. RefSeq names its product fizzy-related protein homolog (gene fzr). The transcript is spliced from 9 exons. Bases 473 to 1948 code for a protein of 491 amino acids. NCBI's taxonomy places the organism in Eukaryota, Metazoa, Arthropoda, Insecta, Lepidoptera, Noctuidae. The record is from RefSeq and is a predicted model, not a curated record. Gene Ontology annotation, biological process: anaphase-promoting complex-dependent catabolic process; positive regulation of anaphase-promoting complex-dependent catabolic process; positive regulation of ubiquitin protein ligase activity. Gene Ontology annotation, molecular function: protein binding; anaphase-promoting complex binding; ubiquitin ligase activator activity. Gene Ontology annotation, cellular component: anaphase-promoting complex.
UUUUUGUUUAUGCUGUGUGACAUAGUCCGCGAAAGACCUAUUUUAUCCUUUUUGUACAGAAUUGUAUCAAUUUAUUGCAUAUAAAAUCGAAGGAAAUCGCUAAAUAGUGUCUGCAGAACAAUAUAUUAUCGGUCUACAAAGUUUGGUGAAAUCAUUUUGUUAUGUGCGUUAUCUUUCAAUAGCCGUGGACGAUGUGUUCAGUUGCGCUAUGGAGCAUGUCGAAUGUAGUCAAAUGGUUCACAGUCGUCAGUGAGUGCGCUCCUGCGUCUAAUGUUGUUUGUUUUGACUCCGGUCACUGAAGUAAACAGUGUACUCGGACCGAAUCAACGACAGACAAUGCUCAAUUGAAGACAUACCCGUUUUUCUAAAAAUAUUCUAGUCUUCAUUCUUCCAUUUACCUUCAAGUUUACGUGUUUUAGACUAUUAGAAUUUUAGUCAUUUAGUGUGUGGGACUUGGACUGAUAACGUGAAAAUGUUCAGUAAGCAUUACGAGACAAGGCUGCUGCAGCAGUGCAGCCCCUUGAGCAAGAAGCAGUGCCUCAGAUUCCCAGCAGAUCACACAAAUGGGGACAGAUUUACGCCGUGCAGAGCUGGAAACAACUGGCAGACAGCAUUUCAAGCAAUACACAGAGGAACAGAAAAUCAGCCAGCAAAGAAAGCCCGAGGCGACGGAGGCGGCGAUAACAGCAGCGGGGGUCGGGAUCAACACGCGUACAACUGUCUCCUGCAGAACGAACUCCUUGGAGCACAGAUCGAAGAGGUCCGAGGUCCUGCAGCCACCUGCGCUGACGGCAACAAGGCCAGCUUAGGAGCCACGCAGACCCCGAAAUCCUCACAGGCGUAUCUACCCGUGUACAGAUUCAAUGCCCAGAGUCAUAAUGCUGCGGAGAACAUCGACCCUUCACCGUACAGUUUAUCACCAAUAUCAGCAAAAUCUGAGAAGUUACUGCGAUCGCCCAGAAAGGCUACCAGGAAGAUAUCAAGGAUCCCGUUCAAGGUGCUCGAUGCGCCCGAAUUGCAGGACGACUUCUAUCUCAACCUGGUCGACUGGUCUGCGCAGAACGUACUCAGCGUUGGACUCGGGAGCUGCGUGUAUUUGUGGAGCGCUUGUACUAGCCAGGUGACGCGGCUAUGUGAUCUGUCUUCGGAAGGUAACGCAGUGACGUCAGUCGCGUGGAGUGAACGAGGGCACUUGGUAGCGGUCGGCACGCAGAAGGGACACAUCAGUGUUUGGGAUGUAGCUGUUAACAAAGAGGUAACCAAGCUUCAAGGUCACAUCGCUCGUGUCGGUGCUCUGGCGUGGAAUGGAGACAUCCUCAGUUCCGGCUCCAGAGACAGGCACAUCCGGCAGAGGGAUACGAGGACACCACCGGUGCAAGCUUCCCGCGUCCUCCAAGGUCAUAGACAAGAGGUGUGCGGUCUCAAAUGGUCGCCGGACGGGCAGUCGCUGGCUUCCGGUGGCAACGACAACAAACUCUUCGUAUGGUCUAUGCACUCGACAUCCCCCGUCCAGACGUACUCCGCGCACGUGGCGGCGGUGAAGGCCAUCGCGUGGUCCCCGCACCAGCACGGGCUGCUGGCCUCGGGCGGCGGCACCGCCGACCGCUGCAUACGCUUCUGGAACACGCUCACCUCGCAGCCCAUGCAGUGUGUCGAUACAGGCUCUCAAGUAUGCAACCUGGCGUGGUCGAAGCACUCCAGCGAGCUCGUGUCCACGCAUGGAUACUCACAGAACCAGAUCCUCGUGUGGAAGUAUCCUUCCUUGACGCAGGUUGCAAAACUAACCGGUCACUCAUACCGCGUCCUGUACCUCGCCCUAUCCCCGGACGGCGAGGCGAUAGUCACGGGCGCCGGCGACGAGACCCUCCGCUUCUGGAACGUUUUCUCCAAGACACCCUCACACAAAGAGAACAAGAGCGUCCUCAACCUAUACACGGCACUUAGAUAAACUUAUAUUAUAUAGCACCUAUAUAGAUAACAAUACGUUUUGUAUAUACUAGUUUUACUUCACUUUUUAGGUUAUGUAAAAGAUUUCGAAGUAUUUUUUUUGGGUGUUAAAAUAAGCUGGACUGUUCGUUCAUUUGUUUGUGUAGUUGAUGGCUCAUUUGUAUAACUAAAGUUAGAUUUUUAAGUGAUAUAGGACUAUAAACGGUAGUCCUAUAGCCUCUUCGAUAAACUAAAUGUUAAUGCAAAUGACCCACCGAACUAAACGAAAAGUUUUAUACAUAAUGUACACUAAUUUGUGUAUAAUUUAUACAUAUUACAUUGUAUAUUUGAUUUAGAUAUUGGUUGUACAUAGAUUUCUGUACAGAUUACGAUGUUUUGCGGUUCUUUGAUAGAACUGUGUCGAGUCGAUUAUAUGUUUCUAUGUAUUUACUGUUACAGAGUGCAGAUUAAAGAUGGUCUGUAAAUAAACGGGAAAAAUCUGUUCAUAUUAUCAUAAAACUGUGUUUAUCAUUCGUAUGCAAUGCAAAAAGCUUGAAAUUAACAGUUUUGUGGUGAUAUCAAUUAUAGUUAUUCAUGAAAAAGCGUUAUAAAGUCAAUAAAUUAAAAUAAUAAAAUUGUAAUAUUCAAUAAUGUGUCCAAUAUAAAGGUAUAUAACCAGACUGCUGGGCAGGUAGCGACAGAUCUUUUCUCUGCACUCUUAUUUUGUGUCAUUUGAGCAUAGAGGCUUGAUAAUAUACAAUCAACUUUACAGAACAUGAAAUUAAGUUAAAAAUACACUAUUCAGGCGUUUAGUGCAUUUUUAGUUUAGUAUCCGAGACUAAGGAUAGAUGUCGCUAGCGUGACGUAAGGUUUGCGCAGUUGUGAUAAAAUGAGUUCUCAAUGCUGUCUUGCUCGCUCGAGCACGUAUUACCUGGUUAGAGCGAGAUAGCAUAUCUUGAACUCCAAAUAUCCUGUGCAGUUUGUAAUAUUAGUCACGCCUCUAUCUCUAAAAUAAUUUUGACUUAACAAAAGAAAAUGAAAUAAAACAACUAAUUUUUAGAAAGCUUUAUUUAAAUUUUGAGACUUAUACUUAUGAAAAUAACGUUCAGAAUCGUAAAUUGAUUUCGUUUUGAGUUUGUAUACUAUGAUUAAUGAAAACCAUUGUUUUUUUUUUCUGUUCCAGCUAUUUUUAAUACGACUAUGUUUCUUUAAAAGCGAUUAUAUCGGUUUUAUUCGAAUUUCGGUCGUUGGUACGAGAUGAUGAGGAAUAGUAACAAAAAGUGUAGGCGAGAAAUUCAAAGAGAAUUAAUUGUACGGAAGUACUAACUUAUACAGCUAAUUUUGUAGUUUUAGUCGUUAAUGUAUAGAUAGAAAUGGAAUCGCAUUUAUUAAAUGUAAAUCUUAAGUUUAUCACACUAAUUAGAGGUGCCUCUUUGAUCUCAUUAACAACUUACGAUCUUGAUAUGGCAACACUUUUUUUUUAUAACUUUUUCUUCUUAACCUUAUUUAUUAUUCCUUCUGAAUAGUUUAUUAAUAUUUUAUUUUUUUAUAAUUUAUAGUGUUUUUUUUUGAAGAAAGUUGCAUAGAUUUGCUCAUUCCUAUAAACGAGUCGCGUGAAUCAUUAUUUAUGAAUCCUAUAUAAUUUUGACAAGUCUAAGCAACUAUUCUUCAA